Messenger RNA from Prorocentrum cordatum, 1783 nucleotides. The record is from the annotation of a GenBank genome assembly. Lineage: Eukaryota; Dinophyceae; Prorocentrales; Prorocentraceae.
GGGUGAUACACUCACGCAGCGCGGCGGCACGGUGGCCAUGGCAGGUGGCGGCGAGAGCGGUUCGGCGAGCUGCCCGCGUACCUUGCACGUGGUCGGCAGAUGUGCGGACCGGGUGAACGGCGACAUUCGAAUAUGCGCACGCUGGCGUGAGCCAUGGCUUCGCUGUCUACCAACAGCUCGGCUCGGCAACGGUCAUCCGACAUUCGCCUUCAGUGCACCGGUGGGUGAUCGACAGGGAGGGCAUGCGCGAGUCCGACGUGUGUGUGGCGUUCGCGGACGACCUUGCAGGGUCGGUGCAUCCCGCUUGCGCUGACCUUCUUUGGCACGUGUGGGAUCCAGCCACCAAUAGCCACGUAGUGGAUUCCUCAGUGGUGGCAUUCACUGCCCCGACAAACGUCACUCUGGUAGGGCGAGCGGCCAAUCGCGAGAACUUCUCUGCCAACGGGGAGUACGCCCUGGUAGGCACUUCCGAGUUGCAGUGGCAAUUCUGGGAGCCGCAGCUUGGCUCGUUCGUUGCCGACCCAGCGACGCGGACAAUCGCUGCACCCCGCUUGCUUCACGUUUUGGGGCAGGGCACGGAGUCUGGGAAGGCAAGGGUCUGCGGCACUUACCACCUGGCUGGCGCCUGGGAAACUUACCCGUUGUACGUGCGGCCCGGCACGCAGACGGUCAUCCGGUAUUCCAGGAAGACUGAUAGGUGGUUGAUCGAUUGCGAAGGCCUUGUUGAGCCGAGCCUGAUGAAUAGGCUGUGCCACUGGAUCCUCACCGGCGAUACGUCCGCCGCAACCGAGCGCUGCACUGCGUAUGCGCAAGCAUGUGGCGCGCAGCACCCUGGUCUCAGUGACCUUCAGUGGCAGAUCUGGGAUUCUCGCACUGGACGUCACGACAAGGACGUGAAUGUCCGUGCUACCACGGCGCCGCUUGUCCUCCGAAUUUCUGGGAGGGCAUCCACGACCGAGAACAACGAUAUCAAUGGAGGCAGCAGGCUUCCCGACACGGCCCCGGCGGCGGCGCUGGGCCCGGAAGCGGAGGCGCAGUUGCGGCAGAACUCGUGGCACGAGGCCGCCCAGCACUCCCUGCAGCAGCACCUCGCGGGCCUGCGGCGCUGGCGUGCCACCGGCGCGCCGCCGCCAGCCUCUGCACGAGAACGUCAGAGGGGCGCGGUGGACGUGAACUCCAAGCUGGACGCCGACAUGCACAGGACGGUGCGCAGCGCUGAGUGGCCGCCGCCGAAGGCCGAGGAGGUUGAGCAGGCGAGCAGGCGCGCGGAGCAGCCCGGGGCGGCCGGCGGCCCCGCAGCGCUCGCGGAGCGCGGCCGCCCGGAGCUCUCGCGAGGUGCAAUCGGUCCCGCUCAAGCACUCGCGCAGUACACGCAGGGCUUCGGCGCCCUCGACCUGGUUGCCCUCUUAGGCGACGUGGCCGUGGACGACGCGGGGCCCGGCGCCGAGAAGCCGAGAUCCCGCGGUGCCGACCUUCGCCGCGGGCACGGCGGCGGCCCUGGCGCCGACGUUGGCGUCUCCAUCUGGAACGACUUUCGAUGGCCCUGCUCGGACAGACAGGAGAGACAGCCGUGUUCUUGCGGAAACACGUCUUUCGCGCUUGGCGCACGUUUCUGUGAUAAGUGCGGCGCGCUAUUGCCAACAGGACUUGAAGAGCUGGCUGCAGAAUCUCGAUCAGGAUCAAAGCCCAGCCCGCUUGACCGGAGGGGACCCGGGGGAUUGCGAGCAUGAUUGAAUACAAUGUCUUUUGUGUCAGUUGCGAUGUGUUCUCGCAAAUUGGUCGG